Molecule: messenger RNA, 2365 nt
Organism: Cannabis sativa
Lineage: Eukaryota; Viridiplantae; Streptophyta; Magnoliopsida; Rosales; Cannabaceae
Product: protein TIC 62, chloroplastic
Exons: 14
Coding region: 313-2085 (590 amino acids)
Source: RefSeq, a predicted model, not a curated record
AUACACAAACACAUGGAAAAGAUCUUUAAAAACCUCAGCUUUAUAUUAUUCACUUCUAAUCACCUUUUAUGUCCCUUCAAGCACUUGGAAGAAGAAAAACAUUAUUAUCUUUUAAAAAAUAAAUAAUAAAUUAAAAUGACCACAGGUGCAAAAUGAAACUAGGGAAUUCCCAUGGGACCCAUCAUAUCCAGAUUGGUGAGCCAAAAACUACUCCCAACUCCCAACUUCAACUUUAAGUCACUCUUUUCUCUUCUCUCCCUUGUCUCUUUCCUUGUUUCAAAUUUGAGGCUUUGAGUUUGAUCAGCUAAGCCAAUGGAGGGUUGUUGCUCUCUUCACUCAUCAGCUUUGAACCUUGUACCAUCUUCUUCCUCCAUUCCCAGAAUUAAUGCCCUCUCAGACAAACCUUUCUUACACAAUCACCUACUUAAGUUUCCCAAUUCCAAGAGAGACCCAAAUCUCAAAAGUUUCAAAUUUCUUCCUAUCACUGCUCAAGCUUCUGUAGGGACAACAAAAUUAAGCUCAGAGACAUCUAAUGCAACUCCAAAGGACUCAAAAGAUGAGAACCUUGCAUUUGUUGCCGGUGCAACUGGUCGAGUAGGCUCGCGACUAGUGAGGGAGCUUUUGAAACUGGGGUUCCAAGUCAGAGCUGGUGUGAGGAGUCCUGAAAGAGCAAAACCUCUAGUAGAAAGUGUAAAACAAAUGAAGAUGGAAAAUGCAGGUGGAGAAACUCAAUUUGUAGAAAAGCUUGAAAUCGUACAAUGUGACUUGGAGAAAAAAGAUCAGAUUGUAGGAGCAUUAGGCAAUGCAUCUGUGGUUAUCUGCUGCAUUGGUGCAAGUGAGAAAGAAGUUUUUGAUAUUUCUGGACCGUAUCGUAUUGAUUAUCUGGCUACCAAAAAUCUUGUUGAGGCUGCAACUGUUGCCAAAGUGGACCACUUCAUUUUGCUAACAUCUCUGGGAACAAACAAGGUUGGAUUUCCCGCGGCAAUUCUGAAUUUAUUUUGGGGAGUGCUACUAUGGAAAAGGAAGGCAGAGGAAGCACUGAUAGCCAGUGGAAUUCCCUACACGAUAGUGAGACCUGGUGGAAUGGAAAGGCCUACCGAUACUUUCAAGGAAACACAUAAUACAACACUCUCGCAGCAAGAUACGCUGUUUGGUGGGCUUGUGUCGAAUCUGCAGGUGGCAGAGCUUAUGGCAAGUAUGGCUAAAAAUCGUGAUCUGUCAUACUGCAAAGUAGUGGAAGUCGUUGCAGAGACAACUGCUCCAUUGACUCCCGUGGAAGAACUUCUGAAAACGAUACCAUCUGAUCGACCUGGCUCAUUCCCACCGAAGGAAUCAGGUGUAGUGGUGGAGCCUGAUUUACCACCUCCUAAGUCUGAGGAACCGAAACCUUCUGCUGUGACGGAACAUGUAAAACCAGACAAAAUUACUCCACAACCACAGUCUCCUUAUACUGCCUAUGAAGACUUGAGACCACCUACAUCUCCUACUCCAACCCCAAGUACUACUCCUGGUGCCACUCCCACUGAGGCAUCAACUCCAACUGCUUCAGAGGAAGUCUCGAAAACUGUUAUCGAGGAAGAUGUAAAGACAGAAGUGAAGAAAGGAAUGACUCUCUCGCCUUAUUCAGCCUAUGAAGAUUUGAAGCCGCCUAGCUCUCCAAGCCCAACACCACCCGGUGGCCGCAAAAGCAUCCCUUUAGAUGCCUCAAAAUUAAGUGAGCUCGCUUCACCAUCUUCUGAAAGCAAUGAGGUUGCAGAGCUUGUGAUAGAUAGUGUUGCUGAAAAUGGCCCUCCCAAGAUAUCAUCUUAUUAUCUUUCACCAUACCCUGCGUAUGAUGAGCUGAAGCCUCCCACAUCACCAUCUCCAAGUGCUCCAAAUGUAACGAUCACCUCAACACCAUUGGCUGUGGAUAGCAGCACACCAGUUCAGAGCUCAGUGCAACUUCCUGUGGAAGAAAAGACAGAGAUUGAAGAACAGGAUCAUGUCAAACCAAAGCCAAGACCACUAUCACCUUUCACAAUGUAUGAAGACUUGAAGCCCCCUGUGUCCCCAUCACCAUCUUCACCAUCUUCAAGUAAAUUCUAAAGCUUCAUAAAACUUUAAUGAGGUAAAAAUACUUGAGUCUUUUAGUAGGCUAAAAACUUAUUUUUAGCAUAAUCCUGAGCUUACUAAGUUUCACAGAAUCAUUGAAGAAAAUGAAUAAGGAAAUGAGGAAUGCAAAUGAAGUUGCGGCAGUUAUGACAAUAUUCAUGUUCAUGAUAUAUUUAUAUAGCUCUAUUACGAUAUCUCUUGACAUGUUGUAUUUAAUUAUAAGAAUCAAUUUAAAAACUCCAAUUCAAUAACAGUAUGUGCUUCUUUUUCUUUC